This is a messenger RNA of Stereum hirsutum FP-91666 SS1, 2229 nucleotides long. Its product is annotated as adrenoleukodystrophy protein. Gene Ontology annotation, biological process: very long-chain fatty acid catabolic process; fatty acid beta-oxidation; long-chain fatty acid import into peroxisome. The transcript has 17 exons. The record is from RefSeq and is a predicted model, not a curated record. Gene Ontology annotation, molecular function: ATP hydrolysis activity; ABC-type transporter activity; ATP binding. Gene Ontology annotation, cellular component: peroxisomal membrane. Bases 61 to 2184 code for a protein of 707 amino acids. Lineage: Eukaryota; Fungi; Basidiomycota; Agaricomycetes; Russulales; Stereaceae.
CCUUCUACCCUCAAAAAUUCUUGAGAAUAGUCUCUGGCAUAACCUAGGUGUUUCACUUUUAUGUCGAACCUAGCGGCGCUGAAGCAAGCAAGCGCCCUUCGUGCCGCCGAAUUCGCAAAGGCUUACUCAAAACAUAGGCCACUCGUCCAACGAGGCCUAACCGCAGGCUUCAUCCUUUAUGUUCUCGGGACAACAUAUAGAGGACUUUCUGCGAAACCAAGCUCGGCGAGCUCUAGGAAGGGUAAGGGGAAAGGGAAGGAUGAAUCAGGGAAGCCUCCCAGAGUCGCGGUAGACGUCGUAUUCUACGAGAGGUUGAGCAGAAUAUUGAGGAUCGUGAUCCCAAAUUUACGGUCAAAGGAGGCGAUGCUCUUGUUCAUGCACUCAAGCCUUCUCAUUUUCAGGACCGCAAUUUCGUUGUAUGUGGCGGCACUGGACGGAAAGAUUGUAGCAUCACUCGUUCGUGCCCAGACAGUCCCAUUCCUUCUAAAUAUCACUCGCUGGCUCCUCGUCGCCAUUCCCGCCACAUGGACAAACAGCUGGCUCAGCUACGUUCAGAAUAAACUCGCGAUAGCGUACCGGACAAGGUUGACCGAGACUGUACUGAAAGAGUAUCUAGGCGAUGAAGACGAUGAUGUGAAGGACAAAGUAUAUUAUAAGCUAUCGAAUUUGGACGAUCGUAUAAAGAACCCGGACCAGAUGAUCACCCAUGAUAUACAGCGGUUCUCGUCUCACCUUGCCGCAAUCUAUGCGAACAUGGCGAAACCAGUGCUUGACGUGAUCCUCUACAACUACCAACUCUCGCAAAACGUUGGCGCCGAGGGCCUCGUCAUCCUUACCUGCCUCGUCCAGCUAAGUGCUGCCCUUCUGCGUCGAUUAACCCCGCCCUUUGGUCUCUAUACCGCUCUGUCCGCACAGCUCUCCGGCUCCCUACGCCACACCCACUCACGGAUGUCAGAGUUCGCGGAAGAAAUUGCGUUCUUCGGAGGCGAGGAGACAGAGAAGAUCUUGGUCGAGAGAGAAUAUGCUGGACUUGUGAUGCAUGAGAACAGGGUAUUGAGGAGCCGAUGGUGGCAUGGAUGCGUGGAAGAGGGCAUCGUUAAAUGGUUAUGGGGAAGUUUCGGGCUGGUAUUAUGUGCCGUCCCAGUAUUCUUGAAGCUUCCCGGAGUGCAUAACCUGGACAUGGGCAGUCGGACAGAAGGCUUCGUCACAAAUCGUCGCCUGCUACUCUCCGCCUCAGAUGCUUUCGGUCGGGUCAUGUACUCGUACAAGGAUCUGGCCGAGCUAGCGGGCUAUACCGCUCGCGUCUCAACCCUGCUCGAAACCAUGGAGGACACCAAGAAGGGUAAGUUCGAGAAAGCGCUUGUGAGCAGCGCGAGCACCGCCGAGAACGCGAGGAUUCUGAAGGGCAGGGGUAAGAUCAUUGAAUCCGAAGAGAUACGAUUCGAGGGCGUACCUAUCGUCACGCCGAACGGGGACAUUCUGGUGAAGAGCUUGACGUUCUAUGUCAAACCUGGGGAACAUCUCCUCAUCGUCGGGCCUAAUGGGUGCGGCAAGUCGUCGUUGUUCAGAAUCCUUGGAGGUUUGUGGCCCGUGUAUGGCGGGACAGUAUACAAGCCUCCAGCAGACCGAUUUAUUCUUAUCCCUCAACGGCCAUACCUCCCUAUUGGUACUCUGCGGGACCAGGUCAUCUACCCUCAUUCGAAGGACGACAUGGAAGCCCGUGGCAUAACGGAUGAUGAUCUUCUGCGGAUACUCGCACUUGUCCAGAUGGAUAAUGUCGUUGAGCGAGAAGGGGGCUGGGACGUCGCGAGAGAAUGGAGAGAUGCAUUGAGCGGCGGUGAUAAGCAGAAGAUCGCCUGGGCAAGACUGUUUUAUCACAAACCUAAAUAUGCGGUGUUGGAUGAGGCGACGUCACUGGUACCGGUUGAAGUUGAGGGUAUGAUGAUGGACCAUGCGACGGAAUUGGGGAUUACGCUCCUGACUGUGUCGCAUCGGCCAAGUCUGUGGAAGUAUCAUUCUAUGAUUUUGCAUUACGACGGGCAGGGUGGUUAUGUCUUCACGAAGCUCGACGCAGAGAAGAGGCUUGCUUUGCAAGAAGAGAAGCAGGGCCUGGAGACUAAGUUGCUCGAAGUACCGAAGAUGAAGGCGCGCUUGGCAGAGCUCCUGGAAGCUUCACAAGCUUGACGAGAGUAUCCGGUUCCCAUGUAUACCUACCUGUACCAGUAUACC